AAGCUGAAAGAGGGAACCUUGAGUACGGUGGAAAACAGCCAGUUAUAUGAGGAGGAUGGAGGCGGUACCUGAUUUGCAUAGGGCCCAGGGGAUUGGUUUGACCAGGUAUGUCAUUCAAGUAGCCCACGAAAAAACUAGCCUUCCUACCCUAGCCUUUUAAUAUGCAAAUGCAGGCGCCAUGAUGUUCUACACACAUGGGUGUAUGUAGGGGCGGCCAUGUUGCCAGGCACAUGUGGGUAAAAGAAGAAGAGGCGGGAGUCUCCAUGUUUGGGUGGACCCAGUUUCUAAUGGCCUGUAUUUGCAUAUCAAAGCUUGCCUGCCCAGCUCUAAGAGCCAGGGCUUUUCUGCUAGACAAGAAACAUUUAUGGAGCUGCUUUAAAAAAAAAAAAUCUUCCCAAGCACCCCUUUUCCUCUCUAUCUACCUAAAAUAAUUUCUUAAUAACUCCUAUAACAACAACAAACAUUAUGAGCCCAAUUAAUAGAUACAAUAACUGAGGCACAGAGAUGUUGAUUGCGUUGUCCACAGUCACGCAGCUUGUAGGUGGUGCUCGUGGGGUUAGAGCCAGGUCUGUCUGACCCAACAGUCUGCAUGUUUAUGCACUUGGCUAUAACACCUGAACAAAUGCAUGUUCAGGUGUGCCCAGCAUGACCCAUCUGACAUCUGAGUUGGGUGUUCACUGUGGUAUAGAACAGCUCUGAAAUUGACUCCCAGAGUGUUAUACCCCUUGGACCCAAGGCCUGCUAGGCCAGAUGCCCCCCACCCCACCCCUUCUGCAGACGUAUCUCCCCCUACCCUAAAGACCCGGCACAGUCCCCUCCCUCCUCUUUUUUACAUAGUGACGAUGCUCAAGCCCUGUGGUGCAGCCUUGCCAAAAAAUGACACCUCUUUCGUUGAAUAAUUAAAAGCAGGAACUACCCACUCUAUAAAAGGAAGUGAAUGAGUAAGAAAGUCAAAGGCGGUCUAGAUACACAGAAGGUGCAAGCCAGAGCUCAGGCAGAACUUCCAGAGUGCAUCUGGGAUCUGCAUUUGCCACUGGUUGCAGAUCAGGCGGACGAGGAGCCGGGAAGGCAGAGCCAUGUGGCUGCCCCCCGCUCUGCUCCUUCUCAGCCUCUCAGGCUGUUUCUCCAUCCAAGGCCCAGAGUCCGUGAGAGCCCCAGAGCAGGGGUCCCUGACGGUUCAGUGCCACUAUAAGCAAGGAUGGGAGACCUACAUUAAGUGGUGGUGCCGAGGGGCGCGCUGGGAUACAUGCAAGAUCCUCAUUGAAACCAGAGGGUCGGAGCAAGGAGAGAAGAGUGACCGUGUGUCCAUCAAGGACAAUCAGAAAGACCGCACGUUCACUGUGACCAUGGAGGGGCUCAGGCGAGAUGACGCAGACGUUUACUGGUGUGGGAUUGAAAGAAGAGGACCUGACCUUGGGACUCGAGUGAAAGUGAUCGUUGACCCAGAGGGAGCGGCUUCCACAACAGCAAGCUCACCUACCAACAGCAAUAUGGCAGUGUUCAUCGGCUCCCACAAGAGGAACCACUACAUGCUCCUGGUAUUUGUGAAGGUGCCCAUCUUGCUCAUCUUGGUCACUGCCAUCCUCUGGUUGAAGGGGUCUCAGAGGGUCCCUGAGGAGCCAGGGGAAUAGCCAAUCUACAUGAACUUCUCCAAACUUCUGACUAAAGACAUGGCCACUUAGAGAGACAGAUCUGCAGAGCCUUCCUGCCCUGGCCACGUUUCCAGAAGAGACUCGGGCUGUGGAAGGAACAUCUACGAGUCCUCGGGAUGCAGUGACUGAGAUAGGGGCCCUGGGCCUCCGCCCUGGCCUUGGAGCUGGUGGGCACCUCCCUGUUCUGCACAGCUCAGGGACUUAGCCGGGUCCUCUCCUGAGCCACCAUCACCUCCUGGGGUGCCAGCACCUGUUCUCUUGGUCAGGAGCUGUAGAGAUGGAGCUCAAGCACUGGACGACUCUGUCCCCACUGCUGGAAUAACUCGGGCACAGAGCAUGGGACCAAAGUACAGAAAGAGGUUGGGGGAGACCCCCCCAGCCCUAGACUUCCAUCAUUCCGGAGACCAACUCAACACCGUCUUUGCCUGAGAACCUGAUAUAUCCGUGUUUAAAAAUUUUUUUUUUUCUAGCAAAGUUGGGUUUUAAUGACUUAUGUUCAUAGGAAACCUCUCUGAUCCCACACACAAGGAGGGUGAUUCUGGGAUGAGUUCCUGGUUCUAGGGCAUGAGGGGCUGGAUGGACCCUGUCCCCAGGGAGGACAUGGCUCUGAGUCCACAGGGCUGAGGAGGCAAUGGGAACCUCCCUGGCCCGGCCCGGUGCUUGGCUUCCCCCUCCCACCUCUUCCUCCUCCUAGCUCCCCAAGCUCCCUGCCUAUUCCCCCACCUCCGAGGGGCUGCAGCUUGGGAGCCUCCUCAGCAUGACAGCUUGGGUCUCCUCCCCAAAAGAGCCUGUCAGGCCUCAAGAACCACCUCCAGGUGGGGAGGGCAGUAACGAAAACCAUCGCAGGAAAUGGCACCCUCCCUUUUCGGUGAUGUUGAAAUCAUGUUACUAAUGAAAACUGUCCUAGGGAAGUGGUUCUGUCUCCUCACAGGCUUCGCCCACGGCGAUGAGGCCCUUGAAUGUGGUCACUUUGUGCUGUAUGGUUGAGGGACCCUCACACCAAAGGGACCUUCCCAUGUGAGACGUGCUCCCGCCCCCACUUGCCCACAAGCAAACACACCACACAUGUUCAGCAUGUUGCCCUUUGAACACCCAUGAGGACGCCUCCAACCUGCUCUUGGUUCUAAUAGGGAGUACUGACUGUCAGCAGUGGAUAAAGGAGAGGGGACCCUCUGGUCCCUAGCAUGGCACCCAGAGCCUCCCCUCUUCUUGUCCUUCAGCCAAAGAGAAACUUUCUCUGACUUUGAACUGAAUUUAGGUCUCUGGCCAAUGAUGGGCCUGAAAAUUCCAUAAUGGCCAGAGAGGAGAGUUCGAGCCCGGCUAAGAUCCCCUGAGUCAUUCUGUGAGGGACCAAGACCCACAGUCCACCAGCCCCAGGGCCCUGCCUCCUGGAAUGCUUUCCUGGAUCCAGCUUCCCAAAGAUCCGACCAGACCCAGGGAGGAUGGCACCGCUCCGCGGGAGGGAAAGCCAAAGCAUGGUGCUUUGCCAGCUGGACUCAGGGGCGAGGGGACAUUGGCGCUUGUCAACGUGAUGUCAUUCUUUUCCCACCGUUUCUUCCUGUUGAUAUUCAAUGAAUCCCUCAAUCUCUCU
This is a messenger RNA of Pan troglodytes (chimpanzee), 3243 nucleotides long. RefSeq names its product CD300 molecule like family member b (gene CD300LB). The record is from RefSeq and is a predicted model, not a curated record. The transcript is spliced from 4 exons. Gene Ontology annotation, cellular component: plasma membrane. Bases 1077 to 1631 code for a protein of 184 amino acids. Lineage: Eukaryota; Metazoa; Chordata; Mammalia; Primates; Hominidae. Gene Ontology annotation, molecular function: transmembrane signaling receptor activity.